GCCCUUUGUCUAACACAAACUAAUUAAACAAAUUCGUCAAAUCAAUCUAACAAGUAACAACAACUCAACAUAUAUAUAAUGGAUAGGUCGUCCUUGUCCAUGGUAACUAAGACAGCAUGCCUAAUCUUGAUAAGUAUGAUGAUGAUGAUAAUGGCAGCUGAUGCGGCAGUAGCCAGGAGAAUGAUGCCAUGUCCACAGGUGAUAACAACGCUAAUGCCAUGCCUUAAUUACUUGAAGAAAGGUGGAGCCAUUCCAGUUACAUGCUGUGAUGGAGUUAAGAAACUGGCUAACUCGGCUAAGACUCAACCUGAUCGCCAGGCAGCUUGUGUGUGUCUCAAACCCGCGGCUAAGUCAUAUGGCAUCAACUAUGACCUUGCUAAUAAGCUCCCUGCUUCUUGCGGUAUUGACUACCAAAUCAACCUCAGUCCCGACAUUGAUUGCACAAGGGUCAAGUACUGAAGCAGCAAAACACGGUUUAAUAAUAAACUAUAUUUAUACAAUAAGGAUGGAGUUCAGCUUAUUUUCCCCCUUUAUUACGGGGCGAUCAUGAAGAUGAGGACAACCAUGUACUUCGUAUUUGUUAUUAGAAAGAAACUACUGGCAAUGUUAUACAUAAAUAAAAAUGUAAUCUAUGUUAUAUUGUAUUACUACACCAAGUAUAAAGUAUCAUAUACUUGUAUAUCCGAGUUAAAUCUAUUGUAUAAUCAAAUUAAUGUGUUGAGAAAUACGCAUUUGUGACACAUACCACGGGAAGAAAAAAAUACAUUAUUUGGUAAUAUGUAUAGACCGGCUGUAAGUUGUAACAUGUACUCAGCUAGUCAGCUAUAUAUGGUGUCUAUGUAUAUCCUUUAUAUAUAUUUCGAUAUUAUAGUUGAACCAUAAA
Molecule: messenger RNA, 883 nt
Organism: Spinacia oleracea (spinach)
Lineage: Eukaryota; Viridiplantae; Streptophyta; Magnoliopsida; Caryophyllales; Amaranthaceae
Product: non-specific lipid-transfer protein 1-like
Exons: 2
Coding region: 79-459 (126 amino acids)
Biological process (GO): lipid transport
Molecular function (GO): lipid binding
Source: RefSeq, a predicted model, not a curated record